This is a messenger RNA of Quercus lobata, 1942 nucleotides long. Its product is annotated as thiamine-repressible mitochondrial transport protein THI74-like. The coding region runs from base 386 to 1561 and encodes 391 amino acids. The transcript has 8 exons. The record is from RefSeq and is a predicted model, not a curated record. Gene Ontology annotation, cellular component: membrane. Lineage: Eukaryota; Viridiplantae; Streptophyta; Magnoliopsida; Fagales; Fagaceae.
UAAUCCACGAGCGCCACUUCCACUUGUCAGUCUCACAAAGCUUUUAUUGCCUACAGUACACUGAAGAGAAGCAAGAAAAAAAAAACUGAAACUUGAAAGACUUCAAAGCAAAGUCUGUCCCAGCCGUUUGACAAUUGACACUAAUUAUUUCGUGACUUUACUAAAAAUGUUGCCACAAAUGUCAACUUCCAAACGUUGGAUUCCAUAACCUCGGCUAAUUUCAUGGCCAUAAAUACAAUACAUACACAAAUUAACUAAACAAUUUGCUUUAAUGCUCCAGAGUUUUCCAGAGAAAAUGCUGAUUUUAUAGCAAAACUUGAGCCUACCCGGUUUACAUUUCGGGUUAGGUUGUAAAGCAAAAGAGACUUUUUUGGUGUUUUUAGUAAUGGGCUGGAAAUACAAUGCAGGGUUGGGAUUGAUUGGCAUAAUUGUGUUCAUAUGGGUUACCUCUGCAGAAGUUACUCAGAGAAUUUUCACAGACUAUAAGCAGCCAUUUGCAAUCACUUAUUUGGGGGUGUCUCUUAUGGUGGUCUAUCUACCAAUUGCAGCUCUUAAAGAUUGGAUCUGCAGCUUAAUGAAUGCAUAUUUAUAUAAGGACCUUUGUGUUGACUCAAAUGUUAUAAGCACUUCAACUGGACUUAAUACCCCUCUUAGAAUUAAUGAAAUGCACCAUGGACCAGAAACGGAAAACGGCCUAAUUACUGACAAGGAUCUUAGUGAAAGGGAAGAGGGGUGGCCUUUGAUCGCGAAGAAUGAGGAAGAUGAGUCUCAGUUGCUUGAACAAAGUUGUGAACUUAGUUCAUGGGAUAUUGCCAAGUGUGGUUUAUAUCUUACUCCAAUAUGGUUUGCAACAGAGUAUUUAUCGAACUCUGCACUGGCGAAUACUAGUGUAGCAAGUACAACUGUCCUGACUUCUACAUCUGGGCUCUUUACACUUUUCUUUGGAGCUCUUCUUGGCCAAGAGUCGGUAAAUAUCACAAAGGUUGUUGCUGUUUUUAUCUGCAUGGCUGGUGUUGCCAUGACCACAUUUGGAAACACUUGGAUACCUACUGAACUGCAAAGCAUCUCUGAGCCUAGAAAGCACUCUAUCACAGGGGAUGCUUUUGGUCUUCUCUCGGCGGUAUCAUAUGGCAUAUUUACAGUGCUGCUGAAGAAAUCUUCUGGAUCAGAAGGGGACAAGGUUGAUAUGCAAAAGUUUUUUGGAUACAUUGGUCUCUUUUCUCUCCUUGGUCUUUGGUGGCUUGUGUGGCCACUCACUGCUGUGGGGAUUGAACCUCCAUUUAAAUUUCCACAUUCAGCGUCUGUUGAGGAAGUUGUGCUGUUAAAUGGCUUUCUGGGAAGUGUUCUGUCAGAUUACUUUUGGGCCCUUUCUGUUGUUUGGACAACUCCAUUAGUUGCAACACUAGGCAUGUCCUUGACAAUUCCGCUCGCAAUGGUAGCUGAUGUGGUAUUACAUGGCCGUCACUACUCUGUAGUCUACAUCCUUGGGUGCAUUCAGGUAUUUGCAGGAUUUAUAUUGGCAAACCUUUCAGACAAGUUUUCAUGCAAGAAAGAGUCAUAGCAACCACAUAUAAAUUUUGGAGGAGCAGACGGUUAACAUAGACAUAAUUUACACGAUACAGGCUGUUGUUCACCUAAGAUAGAAAUAUGCACAUUGACAGUCUACCUAUUUUUGUGAGUGUGACCAUUAGGUAAUCAGAGUAGCAUGUUGCUAUGGUAGAUGUUGUGCUUAAUUCUUUGCCUUUGUUCUUUUAUUUUCUGAUUGUAUGGGCUUAUAGUAGAAUCCCACUACUGCCCUUUCUGAGACUCAGACCUGGUGAGGAUGCUGGAAUUUUCCAAGCCCACUAUUCAGGCCUGUUGAGUAGUAACAUCACUGUUACUCAAAGAAAAUGUUCCCCAAGCACUAUGAUUUGUCUUACCAGAAAGAAUUUACUUCAUCCAA